AUGAGCAUGCGAGCAAUCUUGACAACCAAAUUGUACUUGAUGCAUAUAUUUUUCUGUCAAUUCUUCUCGGAUUGCUUUCUUUUGUCAACUUUGCUGAUUCAAACAAGUCCUUUUAGAUGUACCAAUCUAAAUUGUUUGGAGAACCUGGACGGGUCAGAGGUUAUGCAUCGUUUGUGGAAUCGCGAUCUUGCUGCUGUCCUGAACUUCCGACAUAUACUUAACAAUUUAAGAUAUGAUGGGACUAUACCUGUAAGGUUCACCCGCGUCAUUCGGAUUGGACGUAUCAGAAGACAAGCAGAAGAAGAUCUCCAGGAGGGUCGUCGUUUGAGACAAAGACUGACUAGAAUUCAAAUAAGAUGA
Phycomyces blakesleeanus NRRL 1555(-) is the source of this 360-nucleotide messenger RNA. RefSeq lists its product as hypothetical. The coding region runs from base 1 to 360 and encodes 119 amino acids. NCBI's taxonomy places the organism in Eukaryota, Fungi, Mucoromycota, Mucoromycetes, Mucorales, Phycomycetaceae. The transcript is spliced from 2 exons. The record is from RefSeq and is a predicted model, not a curated record.